AUGGGAGAAGCCAGAAUUUCAGUGCGACAGGACCAGUUCACCUGCCCAGUGUGUCCGAAUCUACUGAAGAAUCCAGUGACCAUUCCCUGUGGACACAGUUACUGUAUGAGCUGUAUUACAGGCUGCUGGAAUCAGGAGGAUCAGAGGGGAGUUUGUAGCUGCCCUCAGUGCAGACAGACCUUCAGUCCAAGACCUGCUUUAGGCAAAAGCACCAUCUUGGGUGAAAUGGUAGAGAAACUGAAGAAGACUAAAUUACAAGCUGCUGUUCCUGCUGAUGCUGGAGAUAUGGAGUGUGUUGUUUGCACUGGAAGAAAACACAAAGCUGUGAAGUCCUGUCUGGUGUGUCUGGAAUCUUAUUGUCAGACUCAUUUUGAUCGACAUGAAGAAUUUUGCUCGGGUAACCCACACAAAGUGAUUGAUGCAACUGGACAACUGCAGCAGAUGUUCUGUCCUCAACAUCAUAAGCAACUGGAAAUAUAUUGCCAGACUGACAACUGCUGUAUUUGUUACUUGUGUACAAUGGAUGAACAUAAAAACCAUAACAGCUAUAGCAGAAAGGACAAGGAGACAGGUAAACAGAAAAACCUGGAGCAAAAACAAAGAAACUUAAAGCAGAAAAUCCAGAUGAUCAAGGCAGAUCUUCAGCAGCUGAGAGCUGAGAGUUACUUCUUGCAGCACGCUGCACAGAAAGCAGUAGAGGACAGUCAGAGGAACUUUACUGAACUGAUGCGUCUAAUGGAGAGAAGCCGAUCUGAGGUCACACAGCUGAUCAGAGAUCAUGAAAAAGCUGCAGUGAGCCAAGCUGAAGAAAACAUGAAGGAAUUGGAGCAGGAGAUUGAUGAUCUGAAGAGGAGAGACACUGAUCUGGAGCUGCUUUCGCAAACAGAGGAUCUCAUCCAUUUCCUGCUGGUAACAGAGCUUUUGAGAAAAAAAACCAGGACUGGACAGAUUCAAGAAGCAGACACUCCGCAUCGCUGA
Messenger RNA from Carassius carassius (crucian carp), 978 nucleotides. RefSeq names its product E3 ubiquitin/ISG15 ligase TRIM25-like. The record is from RefSeq and is a predicted model, not a curated record. Lineage: Eukaryota; Metazoa; Chordata; Actinopteri; Cypriniformes; Cyprinidae. The transcript has 4 exons. The coding region runs from base 1 to 978 and encodes 325 amino acids. Gene Ontology annotation, molecular function: zinc ion binding.